AAAGUGCCUGUUCAUGUUGUGGUGGAUCCUGUUCUCAGUUGCAUUUUACGACCCCAUCAGAGAGAGGGAGUAAAGUUCCUGUGGGAUUGUGUCACAGGUCGUCGGAUUCCUGGAAGUCAUGGCUGCAUCAUGGCAGAUGAGAUGGGUCUGGGUAAGACCUUGCAGUGUAUCACGCUGAUGUGGACACUUUUACGCCAAAGCCCAGAUUGCAAGCCUGAAAUUGACAAGGCAAUUGUGGUCUCGCCCUCCAGCCUGGUGAAAAACUGGUACAAUGAAGUGGGCAAAUGGCUCGGAGGAAGGAUCCAGCCAUUGGCUAUUGAUGGAGGCUCCAAGGAGGAGAUAAACAGGAAGUUAGCUGGCUUUAUGAAUCAGAGAGGCCUUAGAGUUCCAUCUCCCAUCUUGAUAAUUUCUUAUGAGACUUUUCGUCUUCAUGCUGAGGUUCUACAGAAAGGGAGUGUUGGGAUGGUCAUAUGCGAUGAGGGCCACAGGCUGAAGAACUCAGACAACCAAACAUAUCAGGCGCUCAACAGCUUGAAUACGCAACGACGGGUGCUCAUCUCGGGAACCCCCAUUCAGAAUGACCUCCUUGAAUACUUCAGCCUAGUACAUUUUGUCAACUCUGGAAUUUUAGGAACAGCUCAGGAGUUUAAAAAGCACUUUGAAAUUCCCAUCUUGAAAGGCAGGGAUGCAGAUGCAAAGGAAGAAGAUAGGCAGAAGGGGGAGGAGAGACUGAAAGAGCUGAUCGGCAUUGUCAACAGGUGUCUUAUAAGAAGAACUUCUGAUAUCCUCUCCAAAUAUCUCCCAGUGAAAAUUGAGCAGGUGGUAUGUUGCAGGCUGACUCUUCUUCAGUCUGAAUUGUACAAACACUUCUUAAAGCAAGCAAAACCAGCUGAAGAUCUGAAAGGAGGAAAGAUCAGUGUUUCAUCUCUCUCUUCAAUCACAUCUCUGAAGAAGCUUUGCAAUCAUCCUGCUCUGAUCUACGAGAAAUGUGUGGAGGAGGAAGAAGGGUUUGUGGGUGCUCUGCAAUUGUUCCCUCCUGGUUACAACAUUAAAUCCUUAGAGCCACAGCUCUCAGGAAAGAUGCUGGUUUUGGACUAUAUCUUGGCAGUUACCAGGAGCACCAGCAAUGAUAAGGUAGUUCUAGUAUCGAAUUACACUCAGACACUGGACCUCUUUGAGAAACUCUGCAGAACUAGAAGGUACUUGUACGUCCGUCUGGAUGGCACCAUGUCCAUUAAAAAGAGAGCAAAGAUAGUGGAACGUUUCAACGCUGCCUCUAGUCCUGAAUUCAUUUUCAUGCUGAGCAGCAAAGCUGGUGGCUGUGGCUUAAACUUGAUUGGAGCAAACAGACUUGUGAUGUUUGACCCUGAUUGGAAUCCAGCCAAUGAUGAACAAGCCAUGGCCCGUGUGUGGAGAGAUGGUCAGAAGAAGACUUGCUAUAUCUAUCGGUUGCUCUCGACAGGAACAAUUGAAGAAAAGAUCUUCCAGCGACAAACCCACAAGAAGGCACUCAGCAGCUGUGUAGUAGAUGAGGAGCAAGAUGUGGAAAGGCAUUUCUCUCUUGGGGAACUGAAAGAACUUUUCACUUUUAAUGAGACCACUACAAGUGAUACCCAUGACAAGAUCAAGUGUCGUCGCUGUGUGAAUAACCAUCAAGUCAGGCCCCCUCCUGAGGGGUCUGAUUGCACUUUUGAUCUCUCUCAGUGGAACCACUGUGCAGAAAAACGUGGUCUCCGGGACACUGUCCUAAAGGCUGCCUGGGAUGCUGCUGUCACCUUUGCUUUCCACCAUCAUUCCCAUGAGGAGCAAAAGGGGAUACCAUGACUGUUGGUUUGGACUAAUCCUUCUGAAAUUCAAGCUGUUUCACUUCUGUGAAAGCAGAACAUUGACACCUCUAUGGCUGUUGACUGAGAGCAUUGAGGCAACUCCCACACACUGUAACGUAAUAGAAAGUUUCUCACGUAUUUAGACUAUGCUGAUGAAGAGCAUUGGAAAAUCAUAUGUUUAACAAAACUCAUUUAAAAAACCCUAUAACGAUUGUUUCUGGAAGGGAAGCUUGUGUCGUUCUUAUCAUGGUAUCUGUGUGUUUUUGGAAAGGAAGAAGCCAAAGGUAGAAAUAGUUCAGAGGCAAUCAAUAGGCACUCCUUAUUUUGUUAGGCAAGAUGGCUUUGAAGAAUUACUUGUACUGGAACUUUCAGAGAAGAAUAGAAGUGACAAAUCUUAACAGAUCUCAUUUGCUGUCAUGUCACUGUAUUUUUCUGGGCAGCCUACUGCUUCAUUGUGUAUCCUAACCUAUUAUGAGAAAGUCUAUAGAUCAAAGUAACAGCCCAUACUUAGAUUUCCAUUUUUUCCCCUUAGCUGCAUUCAAAUGUCACAUGUAACCAUAAACUCAGCUUGUUGGCAGACUUGCAGGGGCUCCUGUUUCCCUUUCUUGAACUAAAAACUGCAAUUGGCCACUGACUCAUGAACUAUUAUGUGCACAGCUGUGGUUUACGAUCCUCAACCAAGGUUUAAUCGAGACCCAGAAUGCUGAUUGAGGAACUAAAUGAUUAAACCACAUGUGUUUAUGUUGUGUUUAACCACAGUUCACAAUAUCACACGGAAUUGACAAAGUACAAGUCUAGCAAAACCAGUUAUGCACAACAUUUAUUUUUCUUUAAUAUGGUGACAUGUGAGGGCUGAAUGCAGCUGUGUACAGGAAAGAAAGAAGUAUACUGUUUGUUCUAUUGCUGAGAGUUGGCAUGUUGGAUAAGGCAGAAUGCAAGGUCAAUGGAAUAUUUUGUAGGCAUGAUCCAGGCAAAUGUGUUUUUACCCACUUGCAGAGCUGUAGGGAAAUGUGUUACACUGAAAAAAAGCUUCAUAUUCCAAAUGCAGGGAGACACUUGAUUUGGUUAUUUAUUGCGGUAUCUUGAAUGCUAGAGUUUAUAUUAAUGAAACCUGCUCAUGUGGGAAAGAUAAGACAAAUCAUGAAUAUCUUUUCUAAUGUUCUUGUGGAAUAUAUAUUGCUUGUGGGGGAAGGAUUAAUUAUCUUUAUUUUGAAGACAUACUUAAAAAGCUGCCUUUUCUGGAUUUUUAAAAGGAUGUUAAAUUAUUAAAACUGAAUUGCUUUCUUUUU
Sphaerodactylus townsendi is the source of this 3115-nucleotide messenger RNA. RefSeq names its product RAD54 like (gene RAD54L). The transcript has 13 exons. Bases 130 to 1824 code for a protein of 564 amino acids. The record is from RefSeq and is a predicted model, not a curated record. NCBI's taxonomy places the organism in Eukaryota, Metazoa, Chordata, Lepidosauria, Squamata, Sphaerodactylidae. Gene Ontology annotation, molecular function: ATP binding; ATP-dependent chromatin remodeler activity; DNA translocase activity. Gene Ontology annotation, biological process: reciprocal meiotic recombination; double-strand break repair via synthesis-dependent strand annealing. Gene Ontology annotation, cellular component: nucleus.